Messenger RNA from Macadamia integrifolia, 897 nucleotides. Its product is annotated as pyridoxine/pyridoxamine 5'-phosphate oxidase 2. The coding region runs from base 93 to 701 and encodes 202 amino acids. The transcript has 7 exons. The record is from RefSeq and is a predicted model, not a curated record. Gene Ontology annotation, molecular function: FMN binding; pyridoxamine phosphate oxidase activity. Gene Ontology annotation, biological process: pyridoxine biosynthetic process. NCBI's taxonomy places the organism in Eukaryota, Viridiplantae, Streptophyta, Magnoliopsida, Proteales, Proteaceae.
AGCUAUUUUUGGGGGAAUUCUUAUGACGAAAUAGUAGUAGUAGUUGCUUUGUUGUUUUUACCGAAGAAAGGCAUCGUGGGAUGAUAUGAGAAAUGGCACAGUCGCAGACACAAUGGGGGGCGGCAGCGCCUUGGAAGCAGCUCCUUCUCAAAGCAAUCGAGUCCAACGCCAACCUCAAGCACUCCUUCCCUCAACUCGCAACUGUCCGAUCUAAUGGUAGACCUGCCAAUCGCACUGUUGUUUUCAGAGGAUUCCUAGAAGGAACUGACAAGAUUCAAAUAAACACGGACGGCCGUAGCCGCAAGAUCGAUGAUCUUAAGCACUGUCCUUUUGCUGAGAUAUGUUGGUAUUUCACGGACUCAUGGGAGCAGUUCAGGAUCAAUGGAGCGAUUGAUGUCAUUGAUGGGUCAAAUACUGAUCCUGUUAAGCUUCAGCAAAGGGAAAAGGCUUGGUUUGCUAGUUCUCUGAAGUCGAGGCAGCAGUACUUGGGGCCUAGCCCAGGUCUUCCAUGUCUCAGUGAAGAAUCACCCAAAGUGUCUCCUUUAGAUCCAUCUGCUGGCCCUCUCGGUGCAUAUUGCCUUUUGGUUUUGGACCCAGAGGAGGUUGAUUAUGUGAACCUCAAGAGUAAUGAUAGGCUGUUAUUCAAGUCUGAACAACGUGAUGAAAGGAAAUCUUGGAUUUCUGAGAAAAUUAACCCAUAAACUUUGCUUUAUGAUCCACUAUCACAAGAUUUACCAUGCCUUCUAUCUACAUAUCAAUUACUCAAUUUUGGAUUAUUUGGAUAAGGUCCUAAAAGGGCAUUCAAAUUUGUUUAGUUGUCUUUGUACCUAGAGUUUCCCAGUUGGAAACACUGGAAUUUUUAAUCAGGAAAUCUUUUUUGGCCAUUGGCGAACUCUA